Messenger RNA from Danaus plexippus (monarch butterfly), 4206 nucleotides. It is a transcript of the gene Ca-Ma2d, whose product is annotated as voltage-dependent calcium channel subunit alpha-2/delta-3. Gene Ontology annotation, cellular component: voltage-gated calcium channel complex. Gene Ontology annotation, molecular function: voltage-gated calcium channel activity. NCBI's taxonomy places the organism in Eukaryota, Metazoa, Arthropoda, Insecta, Lepidoptera, Nymphalidae. The record is from RefSeq and is a predicted model, not a curated record. The transcript has 19 exons. The coding region runs from base 425 to 4123 and encodes 1232 amino acids.
GCGCGUGCUGCGCUCUCCCGGCUCCUGACGCGGGACAUCGCGAGUUCGUACACGACAGAAACAAAACGUAACGUUGUGAUUUAAUAGUGAAUUCUCUUCCCUCCGUCUUAACCGACAUCGGUUUUAUAAUAAAAAAAUUAUUUAUAGAUCGUUCGUUAAAGUUGAAUCGUAUAUGCUUUCCUAUCGUAGUGGCCUUGCACGUUAUCUCGCACCGACGAAAGCUUACUGUCACGUUUUGAUAGUUGUGAUUGUUCUAUUUAUGUAAAAAAAAAAAGUUUUCAAAAGAUUAUAAAUUGUUAAUUGUUGUGUGUUGUUAGAAAAGUUAUAUAUAACGCAACGAUGUGCCUUAUUCAGUAAUAUAACAUUUGUUACUCCGCUCGUAUAUCCGACGUUAAGUGCGUGUGAGACUGAGUCAGAGCCAAAAAUGAAGUGUUGUAAAUUCCUUGUGUUUUUGGUGUUUCUGCUGUUACCAGAACCAGCACCCGCCUGGAGACCUGAUACGGUAAAAGAAUGGGCAAGAACGUUGGGCGACGAGCUGUGGCGGCUAAGCGAAUCAUUGACAAACUCAGACCAGAUUAGAAUUAAAUAUAAGCAAAUGAAUGCCAGUGUGAAGAAAAAAGAUGGUAAACAAAUUUUGGAGUCCUCUUUGCGAUCUGUAAGCACGAUGCUUACAAGAAAAAUUAAUGCUGUGAAGUGCAUUCAUGCGACGGCGGAGCGCCUAGCGUCGGAAUUCAAUUACACGAUGAUAAAAGACAAAGAGAAUUUGGAUUUUGAAUAUUGUUCAGCGAAGUAUUCCGAUUUUUACUACGAGGAUGGUACGAAACUAGAGAGGAAGUUCGAUGUGCCUAAAUUCGCAAAGAACAGUACACAUUACACUAGCAACACCUUGGAAAAGGAUUCACAUUUUUAUGACAUCAGCGUCAAUACUAGUAUAAGCUGUAUCCAUGUUCCAACAAAUAUAUUUUAUCAAGAGGAUGAUGCACUCGCUGCUAUAUUGUGGUCAGAGAAGCUGACGGAAGUUUUUACAAAUAACUACAAAUCCGAUCCAUCAUUGGUUUGGCAAUACUUUGGGAGCGCGCACGGCGUACUUCGCUUCUAUCCCGGAAUGCCCUGGAAUAUCAACGAAAUAGACACAUAUGAUUGCAGGGUCAAGUCUUGGUACAUCGAAGCAGCAACGUGUUCAAAGGAUGUCAUCAUUUUGUUCGAUGUGUCUGGGUCUAUGACGGGUUUUAAAAAUUACGUAGCAAGAAUAACUCUCAGUUCACUGUUGAAGACUCUGUCUAACAAUGAUUACGUAAAUGUAUACACGUUUAAUGCGACCACCAAAGAAACUGUCAAAUGUUUUAAAGGCCUCGUUCAGGCUACACCGGAGAAUAUAAAUACUAUAAUCAACGCCCUGGAACCGAAGGCAAAUGGAAAACAUAAAGUUGGUUUGGAAGGAAAUGCUAAUCUAACUACGGCUUAUAUCGCCGCUUUUACGACACUUAAAGAAAGGAGGACAAAGUGCAACGUGAGCAGCACUCAGGGUUGUAACCAAUUGGUGAUGCUUAUAACGGACUACGUGCCGGGAAAUUUGACGGAAGUCUUUGAAGAAUAUAACAGAGAAACUGUCGGUAACAACACAUAUAUACCGGUGAGGGUAUUCACUUACCUCAUUGGUAAGGAGGUCACUAAUGUCCAGGAAAUAAAGUGGAUGGCUUGCCUUAACAGAGGUUACUUUGUGCACAUUCACUCUGUGGAGGAGGUGCAGCAGCAGGUGUUGAAGUACAUCAACGUGAUCGCUCGCCCCAUGAUUUUGGCCGGGGAAGAUCCUCCUCCCACCUGGACUCACGCUGAUAUCGAUUACACGAGGACUGUGAAAUGGGACGUGAGUGGAGACGUCAAGAAGCCCGACGAAGAUAAAUUGGUAGCAUCUGUUGCCAUACCAGCCUUCGACUAUAGGAAUAAUAAAUUAUACAACAACGCUAGACUACUUGGAGUUGCCGGCACGGACGUUCCCAUUGAUAGUAUAGCAAAACUAGCUCAGCCACAUCAAUUAGGUGUUAAUGGCUAUUCAUUUAUCGUGAGCAAUAACGGCUACCUGCUGCUACAUCCAUCGCUCAUAGCAACGAUAAACGAUGAACUCCAAGAGAACUAUAAUAGCGUAGAUUUCGUCGAAGUGGAACAGGUCGACGACGGGAAAGGUCCGAGAGAGUUGGGAGAGAAAAUUAAAAAUCUUAGAAAGAACUUGGUCAAUGGAACUGACGGCAGUAUGACAAAUGUCGAAGUACUUUUUCAUUACGAUAAUAUGAGGAGAAUAGCUCGAGUAAAACACGACUAUUUCUUCAAUAAAUUAGAGGGCACGCCGUUUGCUAUGGGAAUUUCAUUACCCAUGGGCUAUGGCGAUACGGAACUCAUGCUGAAAGACAAUCCUUUGGAGGCUAAGCAAGGUCAAGAGCUUCUCGGGGUCAAUGUCACGACUUAUUUCAAUUUCAAUUACAGGGUUCACCCUGAUUGGGUUUAUUGUAAAUAUCAUUACUUAGAAGGACAUGAAUCGGAUAACGCGGAGGAAGAAAUCUUCAAGUUUCUUGUAAAUUUAUCAAAGAAUGAAAUAGAUAUCACUAAAAAGCAAUAUGACGAAGAAACACAAAGUCUUCCAUUUAAUUACGAAACACAUUGCGGGACUACACCAUUAGGUAAGGAUGAUUACUAUUGCAACGAAGAUUUAGUCAAACAAUUAGUGUUUGAUGCUAAACUAUCGACUCCAUACUUUAGAAGUUGGGACGCCACUCAAGAGGAACGAGACUUGGCUCAGAAGUACAAUGUUAGCGUCCGUUUUAUUGCCACAUCCAGCGGCCUGACCCGCUGGCACUAUGUGUUCGAAGAUCAUAAAAACGAAUGGGUCGAUGAAUUUGGCAAUAGAGCAAAAAAAUACCAAGACAACGUCUUCGGGGAUGAUUACUAUAACGCCAUAGAGGAAACCUGGUACAAAGCUGCUGUUUUGCAGCACAUGAUCGAUAAGGAGUCGCUGGUUAUAGCCACAGACCUGUUGAUACUCGAUGACACUAUAAACAACAGGCCGGAGACGAUUGAGAACAGUGACGGUGACAUCACCGUAACGGCCAGCUACGCCAUAUUUUAUAAAGAUGGCAACUCUGAAACUCCGGCCGCGGUCGUUGGAUUCCAGUUUUUAUAUUCCAGUUUAUUUGAUGUCUUUAAAAAUAUUACAAGAUCCAGUCAGGAAAUAACAUGUGGCGAUGGAUACGACUGCUACGUGAUAGACAGUUCAGGUUACAUAGUCGUUACAAUGGAACAUCAGAAACAAAAACAGGCAAAAGUUGGAGACUUUUUCGGAGCUAUUCAAAAGGAGGUUAUGCAAAAGUUCAUAGAUAACAAGAUAUUCGACCAUGUUGAAGUCUUCAACUACCAAGCGUUAUGUCCAUUGUCUAUGAUCAAGGAACCUAAUUGCGCCCUAUCAUUGAAUACGCCUUUUAGCAUAGUGACUACUUUUAUGAAGUGGUUAGUAAUGGAAGGCCUCAUAAUGAUGUUUAACAUUUUUAACUUCAGUGAAUAUGCAUAUUCAGCCACUGUUAUAGAUACUUAUGACAGUUAUGUUGAUGACUACACUACCUCAGAGUCGAAUCCAUAUACAGACCCAACAACUAGCACUGAACCUCCACCAAAGGAUACUACGAAAGACAAAGAGAAGCUAUUCUCUUGCGAUCAUCGCAUCACCCUGUAUAUAUUGAACCAGUCCUACUUCUUAGGCAAUAUGGGUCUUUAUCAAGUGGUAUCAGAGGAGGAGCACGGUGAUUGCCAUCCGCCUUAUUGGGCAUCAUUGGUUACGAAAACUAAUAUGUUACUAGUGGUGGUGCAAGCGGGACCUUGGGAAUACAAGGAUAAUUGCGUGAAACCAAUGGACACGAAGCCAGAACCGACAGCGGAUUCCACAACGAGUCGCGAGCCGUGUCAUAAGCUGGAUUUAGGGAGAUUAACUCGACGUCGUCUACAGGGGUGUUUUACGUACCACGAUAAGGAAGCGGACAUAAACGAAUGCGGUAUUGGAAGUCACACAAGGGCAAAUACCGUCACGUUAAUGUGCACAGUUUUAUUAAGUGUUUAUUUUCAAAGAUUUUUUUCGUGAUGUUUUUAAAAUGUAAAUUUUGUAGCGUCCUAUAGAUUUUUACCUUACUUUGUAUUUUCACAAUAAAAAUUAUUUAUUCUUGA